GGCCCCGAUCGGCUGAUUGAGAACGUGUGGUUAAUAUAUGAUGACCGAGGAUCGCCGGUUCACCAGCACUCACUCUUGCAAACUUUCUCCAUUUGUCCAUCUAGAUUUUCUCUGCUAAUCAGCCCAACCUCUAGUGAGUCGCGAAUAUUGUGAGCCAACCAUGGCGGAGAAGACGGUGGUUCUCUACCCCUCACUGGGCGUUGGGCAUUUGAACCCCAUGGUGCAGCUGGCCAAGGCCUUCCUCCGCCGCGGCGUGGCCGUCACCAUCGCCGUCGUCGACCCGCCGGGGAAGGACCCGGUGCUGGAAGCCGCGGUCGCGCGCCUCGCCAGCGCAUCCCCCUCCAUAACAGUCGGCCUCCUGCCCAUCAAGCCUGCGGGCACCAAUGAUCACUGCUCCAACCCAGCCUUGCGUAUGCUCGACGAGCUCCGCCUCGCGAGCCCUGUGCUCCGGGAGUUCCUCGUCUCGCUCCCUGCCGUCGACGCCAUCGUGGUCGACAUGUUCUGCAUCGACGCGCUCGACGUCGCCGCGGAGCUCGCCGUCCCCGCGUACAUGUUCUACGCGUCGGCCGCCGCCGACCUCGCGAUCUACCUCCAGGUUCCUGAUGUCUGCCGCGCGGCGCCUUCCUCGUUCAAGGACAUGGGAGACACGGCGCUGCCCUUCUCCGGCGUGCCGCCGGUACGCGCUCUGGACAUGCCGGACACCAUGGCAGACCGGGAGAGCGACCUAUGCAGGAGACGCGUGCAGCAGCUCGCGCGGAUGCCGGAAGCGAGAGGCAUUCUGGUGAACAGCUUCGAGUGGCUGGAGUCGAGGGCCGUGAAAGCGCUCCGUGAUGGCCUCUGCGCGUCCGGCGGCUGCUCCACGCCGCAAAUAUACUGCAUCGGGCCACUGGUCGACGGCGGCGUGAGCGGUGACAGCGGCGAGAGGCAUGCUUGCCUCGAGUGGCUGGACAGGCAGCCAAAGCAGAGCGUGGUGUUCCUCUGCUUCGGCAGCGGGGGCGUUUUCUCGGCGGCUCAGCUGAGAGAGAUGGCCGGCGGGCUAGAGAACUCCGGGCACCGGUUCCUGUGGGCCGUGCGUAGCCCGCGCGAUGAGCAGAGCCAGUCCGCCGAGCCGGACUUGGAGGCGUUGCUUCCCCAUGGUUUCUUGCAGAGAACCGGAGACAGGGGCUUGGUUCUCAAGGACUGGGCGCCACAGGCGGAGGUGCUGCGGCACGAGGCCGUGGGAGCGUUCGUGACGCACUGCGGGUGGAACUCGGCGCUGGAGGCGGUCAUGUCCGGCGUGCCGAUGAUCUGCUGGCCGCUGUACGCGGAGCAGAGGUUGAACAAGGUACACCUGGUGGAGGAGAUGAAGAUCGGGGUGGUGGUGGAGGGCUACGAGGAGUCGUUCGUGAAGGCCGAGGAGCUGCAAGCCAAGGUAAGGCUGGUAAUGGAGUCCGAGGAAGGGCGAAAGCUUCGAGAGAGGGCGGCCAUGGCGAGAGAUAUGGCUGCAGACGCCGUCAAGGAAGGCGGGUCAUCGGACGUGGCAUUUUACGCCUUCUUCAAGCAUGUGGAGAUGGACAAGCUCGAGGAGCGCCAAAUCCGGCCAAGCGAUAAACCUCCGAUGAUGUGACCUCUUUUCGUCGGAGAAGAUGGGAUGGGAGUGCAAGACGCAGUGAACUGGGAGGCGGCUGCUCGGGGCUUCUUUGGGAUUCCAUGGUGUGAUGCCCUGUCCUUGCCCCUUUCGCAAGAUUUGUACGGCGCAGGCGUUCAUGUCGAACUCGUAUUUUAGCUCUUCUGCAAGAGUCGUCCUUCAGUCAGUGAGACGUUGCAUUUUUUAUUGGCAAUAUGUGUAUACUUUCUGUGUAGUCUCAUAUGCUCGUCAAACUUCCUCAGUUUUUUUUAUGUAAACAAUAAGCUUUGAGAAACGAGAUGUACGUAAAA
Hordeum vulgare subsp. vulgare (domesticated barley) is the source of this 1917-nucleotide messenger RNA. RefSeq names its product anthocyanidin 5,3-O-glucosyltransferase-like. Gene Ontology annotation, molecular function: UDP-glycosyltransferase activity. The transcript has a single exon. Lineage: Eukaryota; Viridiplantae; Streptophyta; Magnoliopsida; Poales; Poaceae. Bases 161 to 1606 code for a protein of 481 amino acids. The record is from RefSeq and is a predicted model, not a curated record.